CCGUCUCUUAUUUCCAAUCCCGUAUCUCCUCUCCUCGGUCGCCCGUCCUUGCAAAUAAGCAAUUCGCGGUGCUGGGCCUGUAAGCUAGGGUUCCAGCGCCUCGGCAGACGCUUGCGAAUGGUUUCUUCGUGUUCUUGAGAAAUCCUAGAGGCAAUUCUUCGAGUCGUUGGGUGUGUCUUGAGGUUAAACAGGGCGAUUGUAGUGUGUGAGAACCGUUUGAGGUCUUUCGAGGCGGUGGUUGGGCGGUGGUCUUGAGAUUGGAGAGCAGCAGGGUGUAGAGGUAGCGGCGAGGGAAAUCCGAUCGGUUGCAGGCGUGGUCGCGUUGUGGCCGUGAUUGGCGAGUCUUUUUUGAGGUGGUGAUCCGUCACAAAGGUAGAUAGAUAGAACUGUAGCUAGGUGGUAAUCGAUGAGCAGCAACGCCGACAAAGAAAGCACAGAAGCCUCUAAAAUGGAGGGCAAGGAAGGAGGAGCAGCUUCGAAUAUGAGUAAUGAUAAUGAGAAACCACAGCAGGUAGAGGGUCUUGGCAGCGAUGCCGAAAAUAAUGUGGUAAGCGACGAUAGUCCAGCACCAGAGCCGAGCACUGCUGGAAGGGUGCCGUUCACCUCUCUAAGUCAAGUUGAUUCGGACAUGGCGUUGGCUCGAGCUCUUCAGGAGCAGGAAAGAGCAUAUUUCUUACUACAGAUGGGACAUGGUGGUGGUGAUUUUAACGAUUCUGGUAGGUUCUUUUAUGAGGGGAACCAUUUCGAUAUUCCAGGUGACGACGAGGAAUACCGAGAUGAAGAAGAGGAUGAAGAGGAGCAGGAAGAGGAGGAAGAUGAUGAAGAGGUCGAAGAAGGUGCAGAUGAUCCUGAGGAACCAGGGAUAGAGGGAAGAGCUGCUGGUGAUGAACAGCUAGAUGGUGCUAACUUUGAUAGUGAUGAGGCUUAUGCGCGGGCUCUCCAGGACAAGGAGGAUCGGGAUACUACAGCACAUCUGAUGGCGCUCGCUGGCAUUCAUGAUCCUGACGGGGGGUUGGAAACCGAUAGCAACGACUCUCAUGACGACAUGUGGGAGGAUGUGGAUCCGGAUAAUAUGUCUUACGAGGAGCUAAUUGCACUUGGAGAAGCAGUAGGAACAGAAAGCAAAGGGCUAAAUGCCCAGUCUGUUGCAUCACUUCAACAAUUUACGUAUGUGCCUGAUUCAAAGGACAUUAGCACUGAUCAAGAGCAGUGUGUAGUCUGUCGGCUUGAGUACGAAAAAGGAGACAAGAUGCUUAGGUUGCCUUGCAAACAUCACUACCAUUCUGAGUGCAUUCAACAAUGGCUGCAACAUAAUAAGGUCUGCCCUGUCUGCAGCGCUGAAGUCACUAUUGAAUCCAGUUCAUCUGAUGUCAAGCAUAGCACGAAUUGAGUAGGUUAUUCGAGGGCAAGCUGCUCUUUGAUAUUGGAAUUCAGAUGAUGAAGAAAUCGAGUAUGCGAAGGGCUAGGUGGUCAGCUUGGUGUUAGGAUUUCUUUGUAAGGAGAUCGUCUUGCCAUCGUCUCCUGUGUCGUCAAAGCGACACAGAAUGUAAACAUCUCAUGGGAAGCGUUGGAUGUGUGGAUAUACAAAUCCAUUGUGGGCUUUGUAUUUUGUAAAUAUUUGUUUUCAUUUUACACUUGUAUUGUGCACCCCUAACACGUGGUGGUUGGAAUACAUGAACUAAACAGUUGUUAGUGGAGCAGUCUGUCCUUUUUAACGGGUGCAUACCUCACUGUAAAAUAAUAACAUGGUAUCAUCACAUAUACCGAAGUUUAUGGA
Molecule: messenger RNA, 1777 nt
Organism: Physcomitrium patens
Lineage: Eukaryota; Viridiplantae; Streptophyta; Bryopsida; Funariales; Funariaceae
Product: E3 ubiquitin ligase BIG BROTHER-related
Source: RefSeq, a predicted model, not a curated record